Molecule: messenger RNA, 1511 nt
Organism: Protopterus annectens (West African lungfish)
Lineage: Eukaryota; Metazoa; Chordata; Ceratodontiformes; Protopteridae
Gene: ALG5
Product: ALG5 dolichyl-phosphate beta-glucosyltransferase
Exons: 10
Coding region: 206-1183 (325 amino acids)
Cellular component (GO): endoplasmic reticulum membrane
Source: RefSeq, a predicted model, not a curated record
UGGCUCUGCCACUCUAUGAUUCUUUAUUCCGUUGUCGUAAGUGAAGCGGUUCCGCAUUGCUGUAGCUAUGUUCCAGCCCACAGGAAGUUUUUGUAUAGUACAGUCAUGCAAAUGCUAUAGCACUUGAGAGCUGUCACCUGCAGGUUUUUAUAUUUGCACUUAUACCAUUGUCCUGUCAGGUAGUCGAGCUGUGAAUUAUGUAACAAUGGACUGUUGUAUUUGUGAAUUUGUCCUGGCUUUAGCUGCACUUGCACUAGUAUCUCUAUUACUGCUCUCCGUUAUUGCACAUGUUACUGCUACAUCAAUGCCAAAUCUGCAUCGCCAUGAAGAGGAGAAAUUUUUCUUAAAUGAGACUGGAAAGAAAGAACUUUUUCCAAGUGUACAUGAUCCUCCGAGCAAGGAGCUAUCUGUUGUUGUACCUUCAUACAAUGAAGAGUCACGUUUACCAGUGAUGAUGGACGAGGCACUAGAAUAUUUGGAGAAAAGACAGAAGCAGCACAAUUCGUUCACUUAUGAAGUUAUUGUGGUUGAUGAUGGCAGUACCGAUCAAACAACUAAGGUUGCACAAAAGUAUUCCAAACAGUUUGGCAGCGACAAGGUACGAGUUCUCACACUGGUGAAGAAUCGCGGAAAAGGUGGUGCUAUCAGAAUGGGUGUCUUAAGUUCUACAGGGAAGAACAUUCUAAUGGCAGAUGCUGAUGGUGCCACCAAGUUUGCAGAUCUUGAAAAAUUAGAAGCUGGUCUCAAGGAUCUUCAGAAGCCCUGGCCAGACAAUAUGGCCAUCUCAUGCGGCUCCCGUGCGCAUUUAGAGAAAGAGUCAGUUGCUCAGCGGUCUUACGUCCGAAGUUUUCUCAUGUAUGGGUUCCACUUUCUGGUUUGGUUCCUGUGUGUGAGGGGUAUUCGGGAUACUCAGUGUGGAUUCAAGCUUUUUACCAGAGAGGCUGCAUUAAGACUGUUUACAUUACUUCAUAUCGAUCGAUGGGCAUUUGAUGUAGAAUUACUCCACAUAGCCCAGCAUUUUAGUAUACCAGUGGCAGAAAUUGCCGUCAACUGGACAGAAAUUGAUGGUUCCAAACUGGUUCCCUUCUGGAGCUGGCUACAAAUGGGCAGAGAUCUCCUGUUUAUUCGACUGCGAUACCUUACAGGUGCCUGGAAGUACGAGUCUCAUCAAAAAGAGAACUGAGUUGUCUUACAUAAAAGAACAGCCCUUGCAGCGGAGACAUACAGCACCAUUUCUAACAGUGUAAAUAUAAUGCUGGGGAAAUUACUGUUACUGUAUCGGACGGUGAUAACGUGCUUUUACUUCUUUUAGUCUUAUUUUGAAAUAUCAGUAGUAGUAAAACCUUCUAAUUCUUUGACUGGGUCAAAGGAUUGCAUUCUAAUCAAAAGCUGUUGUUAUAACAGAAAGAAAAGUUGUAAUUUUGUAUUAUGAAAGUGUUCACCUUGACAUGGUGUAUUAUGUUACAAUCACUUUGCCAUAAAUACAAUAAAUUCAAAAUUCAAUUGAUAAA